Molecule: messenger RNA, 3087 nt
Organism: Drosophila virilis
Lineage: Eukaryota; Metazoa; Arthropoda; Insecta; Diptera; Drosophilidae
Gene: HIPP1
Product: HP1 and insulator partner protein 1
Source: RefSeq, a predicted model, not a curated record
UGCUCAUCACUAUAAAAUGGCCGCUGUUGCAGCAAGUGCAUGAAAAAUUGUAUAUAAAAACUUAUUCAAGUGCAUAGGAAUUUCAACUUUAAAGUGCAUUUUUAUAAAAAGUUAACCAAUUCAAAGGCACCCGGGAUAUGGCCGAAGUUGGUGUAAUAGAAUUAGAUGCACAGCAAAAGCCCAAAGCGGCAGCAUCGGAAACAAACAGCAUCGAAGCAGAAGAAGCAGAAAAAGCGGUCGCAUCAGAACCCAAACAUGAGGAAAAGAAAAUAUCCAGCGACGAUUCACUGGCCCACGAGCCUAAAAUCGAAAAGCUCGAUGAGCUGUGCUCAUUGGAGCAGGAAAUAGCUAAAAUGCAUAACAUACAGCAUGGCACAGAGUCUGGCCAAGAGGAAGAGGAGACGACACCGCUGCUAAACGCCCCGGCUGGCAGCACAGCCGAAAACGGCAAUGGGAGCAGCAAUGAUGCACUGAUCAUGGACGAGCUAACAACCACAAAGCGUUGCACUCCGGUCAACAAGGCGCAUGUCAAGGAAGAGCCGGUAACAGCAGCCGCAUUGGAAGAAGCCGAUCUGAUAGCACUGCUCAAGGGCACCGAUCAGGAACAGGAGCACUCAGUUCAGCCAGCGGCAAGUGAACAAAAGUCCAACAUUGAGCUGACACUAGCCAAGCUGGACAAUGUGGGCGUCACAAUUGAGGGUGAGGGGCAAUACGAGAUCAUGGAAAUCGAUGACGGUGACAAUGUGAGCGGGCCCAGUCCAGAACUGACGGCAACAGUUAACAGUAGUCCGACUGCCCCAAAGACUGGCUUAAAGUUUACUGGCAAAUCGAAGCUGUCGCCGGAGCAGGCACGUGCCGUGGCACUCGAGCAAAUGGCUAAUCUGACGGCACAGAAAUCGCGGCGCAAAGACCCAGCGGCAGCGACGGCUAAGCAGCAACAGCAACAACCGCUGGACAUUAUCAGCUCGCUGAACGAUGACUGGAACGAGUACGACAGCGGCAGUGACACUGCCUCCAAUUCCAAAGCAAUACACGCCACAAAGAAGCCGUUCAUCAAGAAGCCGAAGCCAGUCAUCGAGGCGCCGCUGAUGGUGGGCAGCGUUAAGGUAAUGCUGAAAUCCGUCAGCCAAAAACCAGUGGAGAAGCCCAAACCUGCUGCUGAGCAGCCCAGCAGCAAUUCGGAAACCACUGGUUUCAAGCGUACGCGCAUUAUAAAGCGCAAAAUUAUUUGGGAUCCAGAUGUGCCUGAAACGCAAAAGUCCUUUGCGCAAUAUGCAAGUGCGAAGCCCAACGCGACCGCAGCUGCAAAAGCAACAACAAGCGUACCAGCUCCGCAAGCAACAAUCGCAGCCACAGCAGCAACAACUACAACAACAAUAACAACAAUAACAAAGACAAGCAACGCGGAAACAGCGCCCAAAAAGCCUCGACCAUCUACACCCAAAGAGACACCGAAGGCGGCUGUCAAACGCUCCGCAACACCAGCAAAACUUACAGAAUCGAAUGCGAUGACAUCGCCGCCCAAGCGUCGCUCUCAGACACCGAAUGUGCCAAAUGGUGCCGGCAGCUUGACCAAAAAGAAGAAGGUCAGCGAAAUUGAUCGCCUGAUGGGUGACGAGGGUGCCGCCAAUAUGAUGCAAGCUGUCGAGCGUGAACAGCGAGAGUUGAGCGGCGGCGAGGCAGCCAAUAAGCCGCUGAUGCGCAAGCGGGCACUCACCAUAACAGGAAGGCUACAGAAAGCAGCGGUAGCCAAUGCAGUUGAGGUUGCAGCAGCGCCCACGAAAAAAGAGAGCCCACCCAAAGCCGGCAAGCGUGCGACAACAAACAGUGCAGCUGCCGUGGAUGCUGUGUUCACCAAGGGCACGAAGCCGCGUGCAUCUGAUUCCUGGGAUUAUGUUUACAAGCAACGGGCCAGCGAGGAGUCUAUGAUUAUGCGUCGACGCUCCAAUAGCUCGUACUCCAGUAACGCGUCUGUCAACCGACUGUCGCUGGACAAUAAGCCCGGCACAGUGGCCAAUCUGUCGGAUGAUGCCUCAGAUGCGUCUGCGAUGGAUCCGUCGUUUAUAUUCUUGAAACCUGAAAACAAAGCCAACCAAAGAAGCGAUGGCAGUGCACCGCAAACGCUGGCCAAUGAUUUUAAACGUGGCGGACUGCAGCUCAAAGAGGUAAAGGUAGCCAAUAUGGAGCUGGUGACGCUGCACAAGCUGGAGAAGGUUGCGCAAUUAGUUAUCAACACGCAGCUCUCGAAAACGGGCUACACAUACAAAUUGCAGUUGUUGCAAAAACUCACCGAAAUGCUAAACAAAUUGGCCAAAAGCAACGAUUGCAACACGGUGCUACUGAGCGUGCAGGGACAACAAUUCUGUCAGGGCAUCGAUUGCCAGGAGCUGGUGGCAGCCACGCCGGAGAAGCGCAAAAGUGGCGCCACGCAAUUGGCCUUAGUUUUAAAAACAUAUCUACGCACCUUGGCUACAUUCCCCAAGCCCCUGGUGGCUGGCAUUGUGGGAAACCUGAAGAAUCUGGGCGUUAUGCAGUUGCCAUUGUUUGACUACGUGCUGGCCGCCGAUGAUUGCUGCUUUGAGACGAAUUACGCCAAGCUUGGCCAGUUGCCGGAGGGCUAUGCCUUUUGGCUCAAACACCAGAAGGUCUCCACCCAACUGCAAACGCGUUUGUUUUUGCUGGGCGAGCGUCUGCACGCAUCCGAUGUGGUCGAUUCACCCAGCAGCUUCAUCGACAAGCUGUGCAAGUCGCGCACUGUCAACGAUGAGGCUCUGGCGGUUGCCAAACUUAUUUCCAGCACCACAGCCGAUCAUUAUCGAGCACUCAAGAAGCUAAAUCAAACGGGCAACACGGCGUCACUGCAGCGCCUGGAGGCUGAGUUUAAGAUUAUAACCGAUCAGUGGUCAUCGGCCAAUUUUCAGGCCAGCUACAAACGUUAUGUUAACGAUGUGGAAUUUUAAGAAGUUGUUAAGCUCCUGAACUUACCAUGCACUUGUGGUAGUUAGUUCUUUUAGAAAGAAAAAAUAUAAACUGCGAAAUGUCGCAACACGUUCGAGAAGGUUGCUCAUUUGGUACACCCCUAUAAAA